AAAAUUUUAAUAUCACAUUGUGUGGGUAGUGUGCGGUGGACGGACCUCACAAAUGACACAAUUUCAUGCAAAAUGAACAUAAGACACCUCAUCUUCUUGUCACUGUUUCUGGAAGUUCAGUCAUCCUUCGCAGACAUUUUGCAGCGACAAAAGAGAAACUGGAUCAUAGACACUUUCACUAUUGAUGAGGCUUACACUGGUCCUUUCCCAUACAAUGUCGGCCAAAUUAAAGUAGAAAACAACUACACCAACUUUGAAAUUCAUGGUCAAGGAGUUGAGUUGGAACCUUAUGGAUUGCUAAGUAUCAACUCAUAUUCUGGAAUUCUUACUGUUCAGGAAGCUGUGGACUGCGAGAAAUUUGAUUUUUUAAAGGUGAAAUUUAAGGCUCAAAAUAGAGAAAACAAAGAAGUUGUACAGUUGGGUGUUCUGAUUACCGUCAUCGAUUCAAAUGAUAACCCCCCAAGAUUUUCCCAAGAUUCAUAUGAGAUCACUGUCAAAGAAUCAACACUACAAGGCUUUGAUUUAAUUAGUCUGCAAGCCACAGAUGUGGACAGAAGUGAGGAUAACAACAACUUUACUCUUCAAAUAGUCUCGGUUGAUCCCAAACCUCAAGACUUGGAGUUCUACUUAAAACAAAUGGCUGAUGUUGGGACCAUUUGGUUUAAAGGAUGCUUGGACUAUGAGAAAGCAAAGAAAUACACCAUUAUAGUGGAAGCCAAAGAUAGUGGAAAUCCAAAGCCUUUAUCCAGCACCUGCAAGGUCAUAAUCAACAUUGAAGAUGGAAACAACCACCUCCCUGUGAUUACAAAACAAACAGACUCCAGGAAAGUUAAGGAAGGCGAGCAAAAUGUCCUUGUUUCACGUCUAGAAGUUAAAGAUGACGAUGCCAAAGGUUCCAAAGCCUGGAAGGCAGAAUACAGCAUCCAUGGAGACACAAAUAACAACUUCAGAAUCACCACUGACCCUGAUACAAACGAGGGACUGCUGUAUGUGCAAAAGCCUUUGGACUAUGAAGAGGAGCCAAUGAAGAACUUAACCAUCACUGUAGAAAAUGAGAUCCCUUAUUUCUCAUGCAGAGUGGUGGCUAAAUCAAAUGAUAGUCUUUGGAAAACAGAUGUUAUCACUGAUGUCUUCUACACUGGGGCUGUCGAUAAAAGUAGCACAAACAAACUACCACAUUCACUCAGCUUUAGAGUAACAGUGGAAGUGGAGGACGUAAACGAACCCCCAGUCUUUGAGAAACCUGAGAAAAACAUUUCUUUGAGUGAGAAUGUUCAAGUUGGGAAGUAUCUGGAGACCUUUACGGCUAUAAAUCAUGAUAUCACAAAGUCAAAGGCAAUUAGAUACCUUAAAGGGGAGGAUCCAGCUAACUGGGUUACAGUGGACACCAUCAGUGGAACCAUUAAAACAUUAAAAAACUUAGACCGGGAAUCCCCUUUGGUUAAAAAUGGUGUCUAUGUAGUCACAAUAUGUGCAGUUGAUGAUGAUGAACCCCCACAGACGAGCACUGCAACGCUCAGCAUCUACAUAGCAGAUGAGAACGACAAUCUUCCAUACCUGGUUGUAAACCAAAUGGACAUGUGCCUUUCUGAUAAUCCCUCAUUCAGCAACAUCACAGCCUUAGACUUGGAUGGGGAUCCCUACAGUGGGCCUUUCAGGUUCAGUCUACUUGGGGAUGUAAAGGACAAGUGGAGAGUUGAACCUGAGAUAGGAUAUUCUAUAAAUCUAGUGAAUGAAGGCAAAGUUCAUUCUGGAUACUAUGAGUUGCUGCUGGAAGUGUCUGAUCUUCAAGGAAAGGCGGCUGUCAACAAUCUGACAGUAACUGUGUGCGACUGUUUAGACCCCAGAAGGCCAAACUGUCUGACACGAAAAGCUACUAGACUCACAAUAAGGGGAGGUCUCCUUGCAAUCGUUUUUUUCUCCAUGGUGCUAGUUGCAGGCAUUCUUCUUUUUUCUCUCGUCUUUUCAUGUAAGACAGAGAAGGUGUUACUUCCAUUAGAGUUUUCUGAACAACGAUUGAUGCCCAGUAACAUAGAGGAACCUGGAACUGACUGCAGGGUGAUGCCUCCACCAGUGCUGAAAUGUGGGAAAAGAGAACAAACUGCAGUGAAGUCUCAAGAUCAAACCGUGUUGAUGAAACAAGUAAGUGUGAUGAGCAACAACAACAAUGCCAUGACAACAACUGCAGUCAGUCCUGGAAGCUCUGAGAAGGGUUCAGAGUCCCAAAGUCAGAUGUCUUGUCGCCGAUCAAAUCAAGCAAUCAAUCUCAAAUUUGAAAGAGCUGCAUCAAACCUUGGGUUAUCACAUCAGCAGCGGAAAGCAUCCAUUGAUGGGUCUAAACAUCUGCAGAGAAUGAAUUCCAACUGUGGAGAUUUUACAGGAUGUCACCAAAAGCAGGAAAUUCUGUUGAAAAGGGCACUAAUGACAAUGAUGGCUAAUCAAAAGGCACCGAGCACGGAACUCUGUGAUUAUGAACCCCAUGUGUUCUCUGAGGAGGGAGACUCAGAGCACAACUACGACCUUGAUGAUAUCUCCAUCCCUGAAGACUCCUCUGACACCGACUGGGACCUGGAUAACCGGUUCAGUACUCUGGCAUCCAUAAGUAUGCCCAGCAACAUCACCAUUCAACGCUGAUCACUAAAUGGCAGUAAUGCAUUUCACCCAUCGGGUUGUUGGAACUCACAGAGCUGGCCACAACAGACGACGGGACAGCCUUUUUUUAAUUUUUUUUUAUUUACAUUGUGAAGAUGCUGUCCCUUCACCCUCACUGGAUUCUAAUGUAUUCAGCAUGAACAUUUGCUGUUUCUGCUUUCUGCUAAGUCUUUGGUUUGCCAGCUGCUCUUUUUGUCCAAGGCUGACCUCUACAGGAUGUCCACUGGGUGCACACAGAAGAGGAUCAGCUGGGGGGUUUUACC
Molecule: messenger RNA, 2915 nt
Organism: Oryzias latipes (Japanese medaka)
Lineage: Eukaryota; Metazoa; Chordata; Actinopteri; Beloniformes; Adrianichthyidae
Source: RefSeq, a predicted model, not a curated record